This is a messenger RNA of Galleria mellonella (greater wax moth), 1797 nucleotides long. RefSeq lists its product as uncharacterized. NCBI's taxonomy places the organism in Eukaryota, Metazoa, Arthropoda, Insecta, Lepidoptera, Pyralidae. The record is from RefSeq and is a predicted model, not a curated record. The coding region runs from base 1 to 1797 and encodes 598 amino acids. The transcript has 2 exons.
AUGGUAUCGGUUUCAUUACAAUCACUUCAUGAUCCCAAUUUUACGUUUAAGGUUCAAGCUUUUGUAUUGAGUAAACUCACUUCAAUCCUCCCUGAGAGGCAAAUUAUUGUAGAACUGUGGUCGGAGUUUUCAAAUAUCAAACUGGCAGAUCCAUCAUUUCAUACACCAAACAAAAUCGAUAUUCUUCUCGGAGCUAAUGUUUACAGUCAGAUCUUGUUAGAUGGUGUAAUCAAAGGUCCACCAGGUGUACCUAUAGCUCAGCGAACAACGCUUGGUUGGAUUAUUUCUGGCCCUGUUAAUUUAGAUGAAACAAAUAAUAUACAAAGGCCACUGAUUAGUAUGCAUAUUUCUCAUGUAAGUGAAGAUGACUUAUUAAGGAAAUUUUGGGAAUUGGAAGCUGAAAACAAUAUAGAUAUUAAAAAACAUUUAUCUGAGGAAGAAAAGAAAUGUGAAGAAAUAUUUACAAAUACUACGAAGCGGGACAGUUCAGGGAGAUAUAUAGUUAAUCUUCCAUUCCGUAGUGAUGAUCCCAGUUGUAAAUAUGGCAAUUCUAAAACUAUUGCAACUAAAAGAUUUCUGCAACUAGAAAAAAGAUUAUCAAUGGAUCCUAAUUUAAAAAUUAAAUACGCUGAAGUCAUUUCAGAAUAUCUAGAAUUAGGACACAUGGAGAAAGUACCAAUAACUGAACAAGAUGAUCCUGAAGCAGUCUAUUUACCGCACCAUGCAGUGGUGCGGGAGGAUAGAACCACUACAAAAGUAAGAGUUGUUUUCGAUGCAAGUUGUCCUGGUACAAAUGGCGUAUCUUUAAAUCAAGAUUUAUUAGUAGGACCCACUCUUCAAGCUGACUUGCGUCAUAUCUUAAUACGUUGGCGUCGUUAUCCUAUAUGUAUUGUGUCUGAUAUAAUUAAAAUGUAUAGACAGAUAAAGGUUGAAGAAAGACAUACUAACUUUCAACGUCUGGUAUGGCGUGAUCAUCCGGAAAGUGAACUGCAACAUAUGAGACUAUUACGAGUAACAUUUGGAACGGCAUCAGCACCUUACCUUGCUGUUCGGUGUUUACAUCAAAUUGUUUAUGAUGAAGGCAAAAAUUAUCCUCUUGCUGCUGAAAGAGUUCUAAAUCAUUUUUAUAUGGACGAUUUACUAACAGGUUGUGAAUCAGUCGAAGAAGGUAUUAAAAUCUAUAAGGACAUAAAAGAGUUAUUAAAAAAAGGAUUUGAGCUUCAGAAAUGGAGUAGCAAUAGUAAUGAAUUAUUGAAAGUAAUUAAUGAAGAAGAUAUAGCUUCACAAGAAAGCGUGCAAUUAAAAAUAAAUAGUGUUAUGAAAAUUCUAGGACUUACCUGGAAUCGAAGUUGUGAUCAUUUUGAAUAUGUUGUACAACUUCCUGAACUGAAGGCACCUGUAACUAAAAGAAAAGUUAUUUCCGAUAUUUCUCGGAUUUUUGAUCCAGUUGGAUGGUUAGCGUCUGUUGUUAUUCAUGUAAAAACAUUUAUCCAAAUGUUAUGGCUCUCUGGAAUAGGUUUAGAUGAAGAAUUACUAAUACAACUUUUGAAUAAAUGGUUACAGUAUCUAGAGAAUUUUCAAGAAACUUACCUCGUCGUCGAUGAAUUAAAGAACCUGAAAGAAAAAAGAAAGAUUAGUAAUAAGAAAAGUGUACUUACCUUCUCGAAUCCGUGGAAUGAUGAAGAUGAAACUCUAAGAGAUGAUGGACAGUCGCAAUGUACUAAUAUUAAUGACUUGAAUACGAAGACUACCACAAGAUUUCCAAAUUAUGCAGCUACAAUAGAAAUAAAUGCGUAA